Molecule: messenger RNA, 1351 nt
Organism: Acanthaster planci (crown-of-thorns starfish)
Lineage: Eukaryota; Metazoa; Echinodermata; Asteroidea; Valvatida; Acanthasteridae
Product: BTB/POZ domain-containing protein KCTD5-like
Biological process (GO): protein homooligomerization; proteasome-mediated ubiquitin-dependent protein catabolic process
Cellular component (GO): Cul3-RING ubiquitin ligase complex; cytoplasm
Molecular function (GO): cullin family protein binding
Source: RefSeq, a predicted model, not a curated record
ACACAACAAACCCGUACAAUUACAAAAUGGCUACCGGAGGGACAGGCUGUGAGAACAAUCACGAAAUGGAAACAGAAGUGACUCGGCUAAACGGCGUCCAAGAAAUGCCGAAAUCCAGCACUGCUGAGGCGAAGUGGGUUCGGUUAAAUGUUGGAGGGACGUAUUUUCUGACAACGAGGACGACAUUAUGUCGAGAUCCCAAGUCUUUUCUAUGCAGGUUGUGUCAAGAAGACCCGGACUUGAGUUCAGACACGGAUGACACUGGUGCCUAUUUGAUAGACCGUGACCCGACAUACUUUGGGCCUGUCCUAAACUACCUGAGACACGGCAAGCUGGUGUUAAAUAAAGACCUCUCUGAGGAAGGUGUCUUAGAAGAAGCUGAAUUUUACAACAUUACAUCAUUAAUAAAGACCGUCAAGGAGAGAAUAAGAGACAGGGACACACGCACAGCACAGGGUUCAUUAAAGCACGUGUACAGAGUAUUACAAUGCCAAGAGGAAGAAAUAACCCAGAUGGUCUCCACAAUGUCUGACGGCUGGAGGUUUGAGCAGCUGAUAAACAUUGGGUCAUCUUAUAACUAUGGCAACGAAGACCAGGGCGAGUUUCUGUGUGUUGUAUCCAAGGAGCUAAAUAACACAGACGGGGUCAACAUGGCAGAACACACGGACAAAGCAAAGAUACUUCAGGAACGGGCAUUCCGGUUGCGUGACCACAGAUCAUAGAACAACAGACAGGGAUCAAGAGGUCAGCUUCACUCAGCCUUAGUUAAGAUGUGCAACUCCUUCAUUUUUUUUUCUUUGGUUUUGGUCUUGGGGGACUCCAACGUGGCUUGCCACGUGCAUUUUUCUUUCUCCUUUGGAUGGGAGACAGCACACAAAUAGCUUCAUGUUUUUCUUCACUAGCUAAGUAGAUUUGUAAAUCUUUAUGAGUGGCCUUGUCUUUUUCCUAAGUCUGCAUUGGGUGUGAUUUCUAGCCACGUGGCAUGUACUGUUUCUACUGCCUCAGAGCCAGGGAUAUUUAGAACUUGGGGCUCUUACCAAUGCGUACGUGGACAGCUGAAGAGCUCUUUUGGUGGAGCACCAACGAAUCCUGUUCGCCCUAGUUUCUUUAAUGAAAUAUACAUUGUAUUUACAAAGUAUAAGAUUGGUCGCUCUUUUUUGUAGCAGGAACGGAAUGCGAACCGUAGCUUUUGUGACAAAUGUAGUCCACAUGCUGUAGUGUGUUCUGCCACUAUCCGCCUUGAGCAGAAGCCCCCCCUCAGUUGGCUGAAAAGAUCCAUGUUGGUCAGGAGUGUUCAAAUUGUUGGUAGCGAUGAGACCGUAACGCAUGCAUUUCCUAGUUUUCGUGAACC